Messenger RNA from Paramecium tetraurelia, 270 nucleotides. RefSeq lists its product as uncharacterized. The record is from RefSeq and is a predicted model, not a curated record. The transcript has a single exon. Gene Ontology annotation, cellular component: nucleus. Gene Ontology annotation, molecular function: DNA binding; ATP-dependent activity, acting on DNA. NCBI's taxonomy places the organism in Eukaryota, Ciliophora, Oligohymenophorea, Peniculida, Parameciidae.
AUGCACAUAAAAGUAUAAGAAUAGUAACAUCAUAGAUAAACAUUUUAAAACUACUUAAAUUUUAGAAAAUAUAAAUACUGCAGAUUGGAUGGAUCAGCACCAAUUAACGUUAGAGAUGAAAAUAUUCAAGGAGUCUUUAGAAUCCUGAUUCAGGCUUUUUUGUAUAAUUUUGACAGAGACUAUAAUCCUCAAUUAGUUCAACAGGCUAUGGAUAGAACUCAUAGAAUCGGAUAGAAAAAGAAAAUUAUGCUUUAUAGAUCAAAAUCUUGA